AUGAACUGGAUUGCAAGGCAACCUCUUGGUAACGACAUCAAAGCUUCCUACAAGGACGGUCCUGCUGAGCACAUCAACCCAGUUACUAAAUAUGUCCUUCCUCUAGAGAGUUGGAACACUGCUCAAAAGAAACGUUCUCAAGUUGACAAUCUUGCCAUAUCCUAUCUCUAUCUUGCUCUUCCAAAUAAUAUUAACUGCAACGUUGACUCUUAUGAAACUGGGAAAGAUAUUUGUGAUGAAAUUGAGAGACAACUGCAAGGUUCUGAGGUAUCUUCCACCAUCAGAUUAUCUAAUGUCCUUGAUCUAUAUGAGACAUUUAAACAAGAGGAAGGUGAAUCGUUGGAAGAGGUGUAUACACGUUUCUGUACUGUGAUCAAUGAGUUGCGAAAAGAGAAGGUUAAGAAGACUGAGAUGGAACUGAAUAUCAAGUAUCUAAGACAGCUUGAUGAAGUGUGGCAGCCUUAUGGUACUCAGCUUAAUCAACAACUAAACUUUGGCAAACUCACAAUUCGUACUUUGUACGAGAAAUUGAAGCUGAAUAUCAGAGCAGUUCAAAAGAAACAAAUGAAGAUAAUCGCCGUUAAAUGUUUGGUUAAGCCAGAUUUACUUUACUAUCUGCUGAUGAUCUUAUCUUCAUUCUCCAUCACUUUGCCAGAAAGCUUAUUCAACCUAAUCCAGAAAAUCAAGAGGCCUAUUAUGCUGUGA
Molecule: messenger RNA, 705 nt
Organism: Erigeron canadensis
Lineage: Eukaryota; Viridiplantae; Streptophyta; Magnoliopsida; Asterales; Asteraceae
Exons: 1
Coding region: 1-705 (234 amino acids)
Source: RefSeq, a predicted model, not a curated record